This is a messenger RNA of Oncorhynchus gorbuscha (pink salmon), 620 nucleotides long. RefSeq names its product RING-box protein 1. Gene Ontology annotation, molecular function: cullin family protein binding; zinc ion binding; ubiquitin protein ligase activity. Lineage: Eukaryota; Metazoa; Chordata; Actinopteri; Salmoniformes; Salmonidae. Gene Ontology annotation, biological process: ubiquitin-dependent protein catabolic process; protein ubiquitination. Gene Ontology annotation, cellular component: cullin-RING ubiquitin ligase complex; nucleus. The record is from RefSeq and is a predicted model, not a curated record. The transcript is spliced from 5 exons. Bases 81 to 407 code for a protein of 108 amino acids.
CAAUCUAGUCAUAUACCAAUGGGAUGUCUAUCUCCUUCUUUCUCUAAUAUCUCUAUUCACAAGAAAGUUCGAUUGUCAACAUGGCGGCAGCGAUGGAUGUUGAUACCCCAAGCGCCACGAAUAGUGGAGCAAGCAAGAAACGUUUUGAAGUGAAGAAGUGGAAUGCAGUGGCACUUUGGGCCUGGGACAUUGUGGUGGACAACUGUGCCAUCUGUAGGAAUCACAUUAUGGAUCUCUGCAUAGAGUGCCAGGCUAACCAGGCCUCUGCCACAUCAGAGGAGUGCACCGUAGCCUGGGGAGUCUGCAAUCAUGCAUUCCAUUUCCACUGUAUCUCUCGUUGGUUGAAGACCAGGCAGGUGUGCCCCCUAGACAACAGGGAGUGGGAGUUUCAGAAAUAUGGACACUAGGUGCAAUACUCUGGACCAUUACUUGGGCUUCUGCAAGUUUCAUGCUUUCUGUUGCUUUCUCCUUCUUUGUAUGAUAGACUCCACUUUGAGUACAUUGCAAAUACUGAGGACAUCCACCCCCACAUCUCAUUGUUUUAGGCUUGCUGGAAAACAGUAUUUUUUUAAGUUGAAUUUGCAAUGUUGUAAAUUAUAAAUAAACAAUGUUCUGUGUAA